CGAGCUUAGCAGUGCCGGACGAGGCUCUCCCCGAGGACCUGCAGAUCGUCCGUCGACGAUGGGGGAAACAAUUGGCAGUUUAUAGCCCAGGCCCGGGGGGCCUCUUACACAUCGUAUAAUAAUACCUCUCGCCCCCUCCCCCUCACUCUCCCGUAGUGUGUUAUCGUUUAUUAAUACCCUACACAUUCAUCGUUAUCAUCACUUUUGGGGGCACCGCUUUAUCUGCAGGUACACCUGAGGAGGAGGAGGAAGGAGGUACUUAUGUACUAGAGUCCGGACCACCUGGGAGAUACGUGCUGCAGCAGCUGUCCGUCUGCGGUAUAACACAAGUGCAUGCCGAGAGGGAAAGAGAGCAAGGCACGCACGACGACAACAGCGUGAGAGCGAGAUUCUUCCUCUCUUCGAUAUAGUGUCACUUGAUCGUUUCUAAAGCAAGUAGCUGUUACCGGAGCCAAGCUCGUCGAAUCCAACGUACAGCGGCACUGUAUAAGCUACAGUAUAUAUACAGCAGCAGCAGCAGCAAAAUAGGCACCAAAGAAACAAACAAAGCAUAAACAAAAUCUCAAGGAUGGACAGCUCGGAGUACGAGAUGGUGAGGAACAUGACGUUGCUCUUCUUCUUCGAGCGGCUGAUGGACAAGGGCGGCCCGAGGUCCCUCCACGACCUGAGCUGUCAGUUCGGCGCCAAGGGCUUCACGAAGGAAAUGCGCCAGAUAGCCGGUGGCUCGCAAAGUGGCCUCAAAAAGUUCCUCGCCCAGUACCCGGUGCUCUUCCGGAUGGACGGUGACUACGUGGGCGUCAACGCCAUGCAGGCCGAGGCCGAGGUGGAGGACGGCGCGAGUCCGGGUGUGAAGAAGCGCGACUACGCCCAGGAAGCCGUCGAGUACUUUUCGCACAAGCUGCUGCAGUACGGCGAGGGCACCGAGGUGCCCAUCAAGAGCCUCCUCGGCCACAGGUCUCAGGCAUCGCCCGAGGUUAGGCACAUAUCCGGACAGCACUUUCGGGAAUUCAAGGACUUUCUCGCGAGGUACCCCGACGCCUUCGUCGUUAUAGAGGACAACGUCGUGCUCAAGCAGUACGAGGGUGUCAAGGCCAAGCCUUUCAGAGAAUUGGAGCCGGACGUAUCGAUGGACCCGGAGGUGACAGCGCGUCUGCUCGACUUCCUGGAGCAUUGCAUCGAGCAGAAGGGCGUGAUUCUCGUGGAUCAGCUGUUCGCCCAGGUGGUAGAGAGGUUCCCGGAGGGGGAUGCAAUGUUCAAGACCCAGCAGGAUCUCUCGGCUUUCCUCAAGAUGACUCCCGAUGCUUUCCACGUGCAAAGCAAUCUCGUGACAUUUAUCGGCAGGCCCAGGCAACAGCAGAAGGACAAAUCAGCUGCAUCGACCCCGAACGACCACCAACAGCCGAAUGACAGGACUGCCAGGAACAAUAACAACAGCAGCAGACGAAGCAAUCACGUCUCUCCCCGGCUGAUGACCAACAACAGCAGCAGCUCCCAGCCCGAGAGCCUCACCUCGUCCAACAACAGUGCCUCGUCGACCCAGCCGAAUUCGCUAACCUCGCCGCAUGAGGUGCUCAUUGUCAACAACAUCAACAACAGUAACAACAGCUCGGUUUCGCCGCCCGUGAGUCUCCAGCAGCAGACCCUCAAGCAGAGGAUCAACAGCCUGCUGAUAAAAACCCUGGCUGAGAACACGGAGAGGGACAGGUCGCUGCAGAACGCCGUGAUAGGCGAGGCCCUCAAGUCCAAGGUUUCCCAGCAGACGAAAGUCGUGGUCAGCGUAAAGGACUGCUCGGCCGUGGUCGACGAGCUCAUGUACAACAGAAAGUCGAUGGUCGAUGGCAAGUGCGUCGUCUCGUUCGACUGCGAGGGGAUCAACCUCGGGCUCAAGGGCAAGAUCACCGUCAUGCAAAUAGGAACGAUGAGCGGACAGGUCUACGUCUUUGAUCUGAUCACGUGUCCCAACAUCCUUCAGUACGGUGGGCUGAGGAAGCUCCUCGAGAGCGACGCGGUCGUCAAGGUGAUGCACGACUGCAGGAACGACAGUGUCACUCUGUUCUACCAGUACGGGAUCACCCUCGCCAACGUCUUUGAUACACAGGCGGCUCACAGUGUCAUAGAAUACCAAAACACCGGCAAGCCGGUCUACAAGGUGAAAAACGCCACGCUGAAUACUCUAUGCGAGUUUUACGGGGCGCCGUGCAAUAUGCUCAAGGAGCAGGUGAAAAACAUAUACCGGCGGGAUCAGCGCUACUGGGCCCGGAGGCCGCUUACCCGGGACAUGAUAGCCUACGCGAGCAGCGACGUGCAAAGCCUAGUGCCGCUCAUCUACAACGCCAUGGCCAAAUCGAUUAAGCCAGAGAUGCAGAAGCUGUUCGCGGAGCUGUGCGAGGAGCAGGUGCUGAUGCACGUAAAUCCAACGGAGGUGAAGACGCGGAAGAAGCAGCGUAAGAUCGAGACCGAAGUGGCCGAUCUGCGCAGGAAGAUGGACGAGAGCGUGGGACGGACCAUUGUGCUAAGCAACCGGGAGAUCCGGCUGCUGCGCUACCUCGAGCUGACCAAAGAGGAGAAAGACAAGCUCAAGGGUAGCUACAAGGUCGCGAAGAAGCUCGAGAAGCUCGAGAGCAUGGGCCAGGACAGGAACGAGAACAGCAGUGGCGAGGAUGACGACGAGGACGAAAAGACCGAGGAGACCGAGUUCCCGAGUUUGGACAGCUACACAUCCGAGAACUCGCACUCGGGGGGAGUCAUGUCGCCGCGCAAUCUCGAGCCACCGAGUCUGACGGAAUCGAUGCAGAUGGUGGACGAGAUCCUGGAGGAUGGCUCGAUGGACGGGUUCGAGAAGAUCGAGCGCCUCGAGGCCAUACUGUCGGCGGUGACGGGCACAACCAACGACCACGACAGUACUCGAUCGUCGCCCACAAAGUGUCCGUGCAUGUGCCAAGCAGCUGGUAACAGUAGGGCCCAGCAGCAACGUAAGGAGACCGCCUGCCAGACCCUCAGCACCGGGGACAUAGUCAUCACGAGGAUAUUCUUCACCGAAGAGGAGGAGGAGCGCGAGAGACUGCUCAAUUCGCCGAAGUAGCUGCGUGGAUGGUGUUACUUUUUGUUGCCUGAUUUUUUUAUUGUUUUUUUAUUUCUCCGUUUUAUUAACGAACCAUUUUGUACAUUUAUUUAUGCAACCGAUGACAAAGUUCCCUUCUAGCGGGGCUAAUCGUGUGUGUGUGUGUGUGUGUUUAUCCUGUUUCCGAACGUACGAAACGGUGCUGUUAUAGAAAAGCGAAACGAAAAGGAUUUUGUUCCCCGCGUUGAGAGAAGAAUACAUGGUGAUAUCCUAAUCUAUCACGCAUAAUUACUUUUUGUCAUUGGACUGAUUCUUGUCAGUCGAAUGCUAUUUAUCGUAUUCAUGAUAAAAAUUGUACUGAAAUCCAAUCAAAACGCAAAACUGGAUUUUUACGUAUGUUAUAAAAAUUGUUGAUAAUUUUUUUGUUGGAAGCAAUCGUGACGACAUUAAUUGGAUACCUUUGCGAUCGGAUAGAUAUAUAUUGUACAUUGAGAGAGAGAAAUUCACAGACAUAUGAUAUGCUUACGUCGAGCGAUGAAACCGUAACUUUUAUCACGAAUGCGUGUGAUUACCUGUGAAGAUGAUACUUUACGAAUGGUAUAGAAUUUUCGGUUUUUUAUAUUUCUCUUGAAAUAAUUUAUGAUCGUUACAACGUAGAGUUUUGAAGGAUUUUAUAAAAAUGGGUUAUUGCGGGCGUUGUGCAAAAGGAGACUAAUUUUUGCAUUAAUUAAUAAAUACCUAAGCGUUGGUAAUAACUGCCGUAUACGUAAUUAUUUAGACGAUUGAUUUUGGGUACUAUUUACACACUAACAAUAACGAACUGUAUUUGUAUAGUAAGCAAUUGAACAGUUGAUGAUGAAAUUUAGUGUAUUAACGUACCUAAUAUCAUGAAUUUUUUCAACCAUUUAGACAAUUUUUUGCAUUGUCAUUAAUGAAAAAUUUAUUUACUUGGUGCUUGGGUUUCGAAAACUAAAAAUCACUUGGGAAAUGUAGAAAUCGUUCGAUCGCGGUUAAAAAAAAAAAAAAAAUUACAAUUCACGUUGCCAGAUAGUUGUAGAAAUUAUUAAUGCAAUUAAUAAGGAAAAAUUUUUUUGGCCAUAUAAAAAAAAGCUUCUGAAGCAUGUAUAUUAUUGAUAUAAUGUUUUGUACAGACUAGAAUGUAGUGAUUGCCUUAUACGAUUAUUCAAACCGCCUCGAUUCGAAAGGUUUUUGUUUCAUAUGAAUCAUUUGCCUCUGUGUAAUGUAAAACGUCAAAUUUUUACAAAUCUGCCAAUUGAAAGAAAAUCCAUUAUAACAUGUAAGAAGAGAGUCAGACCAUAGUUUUAGUUUACUUUGCGCUUUUAAAAAAAAAAAUUUUUAAUCUCGUAACAUUGGUUGAUGCAACCAACGACCUAGCAAUAUAAUGUAUAUAAUAUUAACGAGACAAUUUUUGAGACAAGACGUGUAACGUAGAGAAAAAAAUUCAAUUUGUAAUAUAAUAUUUAAAAAACAUGGCUUUAUAUCAAAUCUGGGCAUAUACAGUAACAUAGAAAUAUUUACACAAUGUUAUAUAUAGCGUUAAUUUAUAUACCGGAAAAAAUUGUGAAAUAAACAUAUUUUUAACAA
Molecule: messenger RNA, 4666 nt
Organism: Copidosoma floridanum
Lineage: Eukaryota; Metazoa; Arthropoda; Insecta; Hymenoptera; Encyrtidae
Gene: egl
Product: Egl_like_exo domain-containing protein
Biological process (GO): nucleobase-containing compound metabolic process
Molecular function (GO): nucleic acid binding; 3'-5' exonuclease activity
Source: RefSeq, a predicted model, not a curated record